This is a messenger RNA of Vicia faba (fava bean), 3972 nucleotides long. The record is from the annotation of a GenBank genome assembly. NCBI's taxonomy places the organism in Eukaryota, Viridiplantae, Streptophyta, Magnoliopsida, Fabales, Fabaceae.
AUGGAUCCGAUCCAAGUAUCCAACGAGCUCUCUUUCCGCGUCGGAUUCUCCGGCCACAGCGGCCAUCUCAGGGUGGAGCCGCUGUCCACGGUGGAACGUCCCAAGCCGCAGCAGUCCAUUCCCGAUUUCAUUCUGCCACCUGCCUUUCCUAGGGAGACACCUGAAUCUAUAACGAAGUUUAUAGAAGAGACUUAUCUCCAGCCGAGAUUGGAUCCAGAUGAAUUUGCACCAGAAAAAGUUGGGAGGCAGUGGGAAUUUGAUUGGUUUGACAGGGCUAAAGUUCCUCUUGAGCCAUCAGUGCCGCGAACUGUGGUAGUUCCAAUAUGGGAACCUCCGUUUCGACGUCCAGUGAAAGAAACCUGGAAGCCAAAAUUUGAGGAGGUGAGUGUAUCUGAUCUGUCAUCAGGAGCUGUAGAAUCUGGACCAUUGCCACGCACUUCUGUGAAGGAUUUUGUUAGGGGAAGCAUCAACAAUCGCCCUUUUCGUCCAGGAGGUUUGGAUGAUUCACAAAGUCUAGAAAGAACUCUUCCACCUGGUGCUACUAAUGGCGAAUGGGUCCGUGAAAUUUUAAAUGGUGGCCCUGCGCAGACAAUACCGCCUAGCCUAAAGCAAGGAUUGGACCUUGGUGCACUCAAGCGGUAUCCAUUGUCAUGGAAUGUUUACAAGGAUGCCAAUACGCCAAAGAGCUCAUUAGAUGAAAAUUCGAGUGGAUUGUCUGUACAGUUUGACGACUUAUUCAUGAAGGCUUGGGAAGAGGAUGCUGUUGGAGAACAAGAUGAAGAUGGUCAUUUAUCAGAAGUGGAGACUGUUACGGUGGAAGCUGAAGUUGAUACACCCGAAGCAUCCAGCAAAGCUAGCGAGAGUGGAAUGUCACUUGAUGAAAUUUUAUCAGCUGACUCAGAAGGGUCAAAACUGCAUUUGGAGGGAUUUAGUGGCGAAGUGGGACACAAGAAAAAGCUAACUUGGGCUAAGCUCGAAGCCAGCGAAGAAAUUGCUGAUCGCUUUCAUGAACUUAUUCCUGACAUGGCACUAGAGUUUCCUUUCGAAUUGGAUGCAUUUCAGAAGGAGGCUAUUUAUUAUCUUGAAAAGGGGGAAUCUGUUUUUGUGGCUGCUCACACAUCCGCCGGAAAGACAGUAGUUGCUGAAUAUGCAUUUGCCCUAGCAUCAAAACACUGCACUAGAGCUGUGUAUACUGCUCCAAUUAAAACCAUUAGCAAUCAGAAAUAUAGAGAUUUUUGUGGGAAGUUUGAUGUCGGGCUUCUUACCGGUGAUGUAAGCUUGAGGCCAGAGGCUUCUUGUCUCAUCAUGACUACAGAAAUUUUAAGAUCAAUGCUCUAUCGCGGUGCAGAUAUAAUUCGCGACAUUGAAUGGGUUAUAUUUGACGAGGUGCACUAUGUCAAUGAUGUAGAACGAGGUGUAGUUUGGGAAGAAGUAAUUAUCAUGCUUCCAAGGCACAUCAAUAUCAUCCUCCUUUCUGCCACGGUUCCCAAUACCAUUGAAUUUGCCGAUUGGAUUGGCAGGACAAAACAAAAGGAAAUCCGGGUUACGGGGACAACAAAAAGACCCGUCCCAUUGGAGCACUGCCUUUUUUACUCUGGAGAACUAUUCAAAAUUUGUGAGAGGGAAAUAUUUCUGCCUCAGGGUUUGAAAGCUGCUAAAGAUGCUUCAAGAAAAAAACAUUUGACUGCUGGUCAUGACAAUGCUCGUGUUCAAAAACGAGAAAAUACAUCUCGAACGAAACAGCAUGGAACUAAUUUCUCUGGAACUGGCAGCGGCUAUCAUAAUAAUGGCAAUGGCCAAAGCAGAUGGAGAGCAGAAGCUUCAAUGUGGCUGAUGCUUAUCAACAAACUCUCCAAAAAAUCCUUACUUCCUGUGGUCAUCUUUUGUUUUUCUAAAAAUCGAUGUGAUAAAUCUGCCGAUGGCAUGACUGGAACUGACCUCACUAGUAGCUCAGAAAAAAGUGAGAUCCGUCUUUUCUGUGACAAAGCAUUUUCAAGACUGAAAGGAUCCGACAGAAAUUUACCACAGGUUGUUCGAGUCCAAAGUCUUCUUCGGAGAGGGAUAGGAGUACAUCAUGCUGGCCUUCUUCCAAUUGUAAAGGAAGUUGUUGAAAUGCUGUUUUGCCGCGGUGUUAUCAAGGUCUUGUUUUCCACAGAGACGUUUGCAAUGGGAGUCAAUGCGCCUGCUAGAACGGUAGUCUUUGAUACUGUAAGGAAGUUUGAUGGGAAGGAAUUUAGGCAGUUACUACCAGGAGAAUACACUCAAAUGGCAGGUCGUGCUGGCAGAAGAGGACUUGAUAAGAUUGGUACCGUCAUUUUGAUGUGUCGCGACGAACUCCCAGAAGAGAGUGAUUUAAAACAUGUUAUUGUUGGAAGUGCAACUCGUCUUGAAUCUCAAUUUCGGCUAACCUAUAUUAUGAUCUUGCAUCUUCUUCGAGUUGAAGAAUUGAAGGUAGAGGACAUGCUUAAAAGAAGUUUUGCUGAAUUUCAUGCUCAGAAAAAACUUCCGGAAAUGCAACAGCUUUUGAAGCGAAAGCUUAAUCAGCCUACACAGGUUAUUGAAUGUAUAAAGGGCGAGCCAACUAUUGAAGAGUACUAUGAUUUAUAUUUCGAAGCCGAGAAAUACAACAGCCAGAUAUCAGAGGCAGUCUUGCUGUCUCCCAAUGCUCAAUCAUUUCUCAAUGUUGGAAGAGUUGUUGUCAUAAAAUCAGAAUCAGCCCAGGACCACUUGCUUGCAGUGAUUGUGAAAACUCCUUCUACAAAUAGUAAACUAUACAUAGUUUUUGUGAUUAGACCUGACAUGCCAUUCCCAGUGGAAAAUGCUUCAGGUGGUGGGAAAUCGCAGGACAAAAGCGGUACAUUUGACGAAGGUGUUUUUGUAAUGCCAAAAUCAAGACGUGGUCUUUUAGAUGAAUAUGCUACAUCUGUUUCUGCUCGCAAAGGAAAAGGUGUCGUCAACAUCAAAUUGCCCCAUCGAGGUUCUGCUUGUGGAAUGAGCUAUGAAGUCCGUGAAGUUGAUAUUAAAGAAUUUCUAUGUAUAUGCAGUAGAAAAAUUAAGGUUGACCUAGUUGGACUUCUUGAAGAUGUUAGCUGUUCUGUUUACGCAAAGACUGUUCAGUUGCUCCAGGAUUUGAAAUCAAAUGGAAAUAAGUAUCCUCCUGCUCUGGAUCCUGUGAAAGAUCUAAAGUUGAAAGAGGUGGGACUUGUGGAAACAUACCGUAAGUGGACUAGAUUGUUGGAGAAAAUGUCCCAAAAUCAGUGUAAUGGGUGUAUAAAAUUGGCAGAGCACCUCAAGUUAGCAAAAGAGAUAAAAACACACAAAGAAGAAGUCAUUGAACUCCAGUUUCAAAUGUCGGAUGAAGCACUUCAACAGAUGCCAGACUUUCAGGGCCGGAUAGAUGUUCUAAAGGAAAUUGGAUGCAUUGAUGAAGACCUCGUCGUUCAAAUGAAAGGCCGAGUUGCUUGUGAGAUGAAUUCUGGGGAGGAAUUGAUAUGUACAGAGUGCUUGUUUGAGAACCAGCUCGAAGAACUGGAACCAGAAGAAGUAGUGGCGUUAAUGUCUGCUUUUGUGUUCCAGCAGAAGAAUGCAUCCGAGCCUUCACUCACGAGCAGAUUAUCUGAAGCGAAAAAUAGAUUGUAUAAAACAGCUAUAAGACUAGGAGAGCUUCAAGCAUCGUUUAAGCUCCCAAUAAGCCCUGAGGAGUAUGCCCAAGAAAAUCUAAAAUUUGGUCUCGUUGAAGUGGUUUAUGAAUGGGCAAAGGGUACUCCGUUUGCUGACAUAUGUGAGCUUACUGAUGUUCCUGAAGGCAUGAUAGUAAGGACCAUUGUCAGGUUGGACGAGACAUGUCGAGAGUUCAAAAAUUCUGCAGCAAUUAUGGGUAAUUCUGCCCUCUGCAAAAAAAUGGAAUUUGCUUCUAAUGCAAUAAAACGUGACAUUGUGUUUGCAGCUAGCUUGUAUAUUACCGGCGUAUGA